Messenger RNA from Colias croceus (clouded yellow), 1548 nucleotides. Its product is annotated as spermatogenesis-associated protein 6. Lineage: Eukaryota; Metazoa; Arthropoda; Insecta; Lepidoptera; Pieridae. The transcript has 7 exons. The record is from RefSeq and is a predicted model, not a curated record. Gene Ontology annotation, molecular function: myosin light chain binding. The coding region runs from base 371 to 1402 and encodes 343 amino acids. Gene Ontology annotation, biological process: spermatogenesis.
UACUUGCUGACUACAGUAAUUACAUUUUUAUCCUCGGAGCAAUUAAUUGGCUCGUUAGGUAAUUGCUCCGAGUUUUUAUAAGUGAAAUCAUUGCUUUCAAUAUAACAAAUGGCAAUUCAGUCUUUACAACUGCAAGUUUUGCAAACAAAUGACAGAUGAAUGAUAAGUUUCUGUCAAAUUCAAAUUUCAAAUUUAUUCAUCGUAAUGUUUUUGAAAUAUUAACUUAACUUUAUAGCUUGAUACUCAGAAAACAAUCACAAAUAAUUCAUAUUUAAUUUAUCACUGAUACUUAGUUAAAUCACCAGUUCAAACGUCUACAAUAUGUGCGUGAUAAAAUAGGAAAACUAUACGAGCGAUAUGACUCCCGAAAAUGCCUAAAGUUAUUGAAUUAACUAUUGAAAUAGAUGUUCAGAAGGUAUCAUGUCCAGGAGUGUGGCUCUGCCAGGAUGGCCGUGUUUCCCUCACAGUAUUUGCAUUGGGAACCAGUUAUCAAACCUGUCUUUUGCCUCCUUUAUUCCCCCUUAUGUUUAGAGAUGUGUUCUACUUUAGGAAGAGAUUCCAAGAAAGUUGUGCACUUAACAAUAUCUGCUGUUUGUUAAAGGACGAAACAAUAUACUGUGAACUAGUGCAAUGGUGUGAAGAUUGUGCGAGAAACGAGUGUGUUAUCCUUGCUCAAUACCUUGGUGCUCUCAAUGAUGUUCUGUUCCCUCCAAAUAUGUGUUCAACGGAUGGAGUUGAUUUGCUCAUGAGAAGGUCUAAGGACUUUCCGGGUAUUUUGUCACCUAAAAUCGAAAUUGCUACAAAAGUGAGAAUAGAUGAAGUAUGGAACCAGGCUUGUAAUUUAUACAAUACAACUAAGGUUAAGGCAUGCAACUGCAAUCCUAUGGAUGCAGAAUUUGCUAGGCAGAAGCAGGUCUGUCAUUCAGCCCAAUAUCAUAGAAUCAAAUGCAAUCAGAGCAGAAGAAUGCCAUCUAGAUCCAGGUCUCGCUCAAGGGGAUCUAGAUCGAGAUCGAGAUCGUGUUGCAGUCUUGAUGCGAAUGAUCCCUCAGUUUACGCGUCGUGCCGAUGUCCCAAUCCUCUAAAGUCCCGCGUGUCCCUGUCCCAAUGUCCCACGCCACGAAGACGCACGUGUCGCCAGUAUAACGUAUACAAUGUGGACACAAGUGACGUGGUGUGGGGGGCCAAUAGCAAUAGAGAUUGGGAGGACGCUCGGCAAUCCAUGGAUACUGAGAUGAGACUGCCAAGUGAUGAAAGGAUUCAAAAGCUCUUACUCGAAAGCCGAUAUAUUGAUCACGACCAACAAAGUAAAUGUUCAGAUAAGAAGAAAUAUAGUUAUAAAGUAUCGCCUUGCUUGUGUGAAAUUUGUAAACGGUACCAUGAACUAUUUCAUUCUGACAGCUAAUACCAUAGAGUAUAGACCAUAGACAAUCAUAAAUUUCUUUUAUUAUAAAUCUUUGCUAAUAUUUAAAAUCAUUUUGUAGGACUUUUGAUUCAUUGUAUACAAGUAAUUGCAAUAGUUAAAGACUGUUUUUUGUAUUAUUAUAGAAA